Linnemannia hyalina is the source of this 861-nucleotide messenger RNA. The record is from the annotation of a GenBank genome assembly. NCBI's taxonomy places the organism in Eukaryota, Fungi, Mortierellomycota, Mortierellomycetes, Mortierellales, Mortierellaceae.
AUGUCAGGACUGAUUCUCAACUGUUUACUGCCCUUUGUGCGCCCUCCUCGCACUGUUUCGGUCCAGGAGGCCCAAAACAUGUCGACCGCCGACUACCUCGAUGCUGCAACACAGACAUCCUUUCUGACCUUCAACUCGGCCCCUUCGAUCGUCAACGAUCAGACCGUUCGCCAGAGCCUCGUCAGCGUCUUCGAGCAGCAGGCUCAAAAGAAUGGCUCCGCACCCUCCAUCCAACAGCUCUUCAACGCUGCCCGUGAGGCCUGUGCUGUCGAUCACGACAAGGACGUGAUUACCUGGCUCGAGACUCUUCUUAACGCCUCCAACCAUGGCAACCAGGGCAACCACGGAAACGGAGGUCAUGUUGUUACCCCUCCUCCAGUCACCCAUCCCACCACCAACAACAACAACCAGGGCGGAUCCAACAUCUUUAUCAACCCUAUCUUCUUCCCAUCGGAGGAGAGCUUUAAGCAGUUGGUCAAGACUCUCGAUGGCGCUCAGAAGUCUUUGGAUAUUUGUGUCUACACCAUCACCGACGACCACCUCGCCAACGCCAUCAUCAGGGCUCAUGAGCGUGGUGUCAAAGUCCGUAUCAUUUCUGAUAGCGAGAAGGCUGAUGACUUGGGCUCGGAUGUUAACCGUCUCCGUGAUAACAACGACAUCUCCACCCGCGUUGAUAAGAGCAAAUCGUUUAUGCACCACAAGUUUGCGGUUAUUGACGAUCAGUUGGUGAUCAAUGGCUCAUACAACUGGACCAAGGGAGCCCGUUUUGAUAACAGGGAGAACUUGACUUUAACCAACUCUCCCAAGGCCAUCCAGGGCUUCAAGGGCGAGUUUGAGCGUCUCUGGGCCGAGUUUGCCUAA